AUGAGGCAAAUACUUUUCUCGCGCAAUAUCAGUGCUGCUUUCAUUGUCUAUCUGUGUCUGUGCCUAUUUGUCAGUCUGUCCCUAAGUCUAUUUACAUCAUCAGUCUGUUCAUUAUCCAUAUUCGUCGCUUUAUUAUUCUAUCUAUCUAUCUAUCUAUCUAUCUAUCUAUCUAUCUAUCUAUCUAUCUAUCUAUCUCCCCAAUCUCUCUCAGUCUUUAUCUAUCUAUCUAUCUAUCUAUCUAUCUAUCUAUCUAUCUAUCUAUCUAUCUAUCUAUCUAUCUUCUCUUCCCCCGCUCUGUCUCCGUCUCUGUCUGUCUGUUCCUAUUUAUCUAUCUCAGUAUUGUUAAUCUUCAGAUUAUCUAUCUAUUUCAGAAUAUUCACUCUCGCUUUCUCAGGCUAUACUCAUAUCUAUCUAUCUAUCUAUCUAUCUAUCUAUCUAUCUAUCUACUUGACGUCAGUCAACAGAGAAUAUUGA
This is a messenger RNA of Acanthosepion pharaonis, 474 nucleotides long. The record is from the annotation of a GenBank genome assembly. NCBI's taxonomy places the organism in Eukaryota, Metazoa, Mollusca, Cephalopoda, Sepiida, Sepiidae.